Ilyonectria robusta is the source of this 3173-nucleotide messenger RNA. RefSeq lists its product as uncharacterized. Gene Ontology annotation, molecular function: ATP hydrolysis activity; ATP binding. Bases 158 to 3043 code for a protein of 961 amino acids. The transcript is spliced from 8 exons. Lineage: Eukaryota; Fungi; Ascomycota; Sordariomycetes; Hypocreales; Nectriaceae. The record is from RefSeq and is a predicted model, not a curated record.
GGAAAAUCUGAGGCUGUGCCUUGAGUGCGCUGAUUUUCGACGCAGGCAACCAACCCUUCUCAGUGCAAAAUCUUUCAAAAUACCUACUCGCAAUAGCAAGAGUGGCAAGCCGAGACAAAACACCACAACAAAUCUCGCAGAACGCAUCUCGUCGGGCAUGGAUACGUCUGACACAGACUCUAGGAGCGCCUCAAGUGAUGGCUCAGAGUUGGAUUACAUCGCCAAGUCAGAGCCCGAAAAUGCUGAAAGCGAUCUUUUCGUUGACUCAACCAUUUCUCGCGAUGACACGCGGGGGAAAGAUCACAAAGAGAAAGCCAUGCUAGAGAGCCUGGCCGAUAAGCUCCACUCUGGUUCUCUCUCGCUCAAGAAUGUCGGAGAUGGAGGACAAUUUGCCAACCGAACUGGUCGAGCUCAGCCUGCUCCUCCUCCUCUUCCGGGCCCAAAUAUCGGAAGGGGGCGAGGCUUGCAGGAUUUCGAUGAUUCUGGCCGGCCGAUGCAUCGCCUACCACCCAAUUUUAUUCGCAACGAUGGUCCUACACAAUAUAACUCGAUUCCCAUGCCCUAUCCACAAAACCAUUUCAGACCGCCAAUUCCCGGCAUGCAAAGGGCUGGACUUCCGCCACCACCUGGAAUGCCCGUGAAGGUUGAUAGACAUGCAGAAUGGAGGCAGAGGACACCCCACAGCAAAGCGCACGGCGGCCCAAGUGUCGAAGGGUCGCAAGAAGCCCAGAUGGUUUCAUCUCAACCUCAGAGGGCGGCGGCCGAAUACAAAAAUGGCCUUGAAGCCAUUCAGUCAGCUGGAGAUGACAGCCGCGACAAUGCUAAUGACAAGGUAUCUGGAACUGAGACGUGGGAGACUCCCAGCGAAGAUCUACUCCCACCAAAUCUCGGGCUCGCAGGUUCACUCAAUUAUGUUGCCGACAGAUAUUUCGGUGUGGAUGUUCUGAACCAGUCGACCGAGAUCGCCCAAUUCACUGGCUUUCUGCUCGACACCAUAGAGCGUCUCGACAAGCAGCUUACUUACUUCCGUGCUCCCGACGGCUACGGUUCCAUGUCUGAAGACGAAGAUGAAGUGGAAGAAGAAAAAGAAGCAGCAGCGCUCCCACGCUCGCAGGUUCUUCACAAAUUCUUUUGCAAUAAUUCCCAGCAUAAGCACUUUGGCAUAAUUUACGAGGAUGAGCCUAGAUAUGGCAGCAAGGACCCCACAGGCAAAGUCCCUAUCUACAACAUACAUGCAUAUCUUGCUCAGCAUUCGUCGAUUUGUUUCAUCGUGUUCAAGGGGCACAGCUGUACAGUGCAAAAGAACAACAAGGAUCUUGACUUGGACUUCAUGAACCCGGAACCAACGGCCUCAGAGAACUUGGAUCGACUACGCAUCAUCUCACCUUUACUACAAAAGGCAUUAGAGACAGUUGCACAAUUCAGGCUCAAAAAGGAAAAUGAGGUCGUGGAGAUGAGUGCGCCCUACAACUUUCUAUUCCACCACCGCAAGCGACUCACGGUACUGUUUGAGGAGUCUGAUACCUACAAAGCCGUGCUUGCACCUUUGCUGGAGUUUUUAGACAAGAACUACAAGGAGGAAUAUGAAUCCGCUGAGGCGCUCUUCCAGCGGGGCAUGGUGUCGGCCCGACAUAUUGGCAAGCUGUUCAAGCCAAACCAAAUGGUGCUAUCAAAGUCGCAGGGCACUGACGGCCUCAAGGCCUUCGUGCUCCUGGACUACCCAGAUCGUGGACGGAAAGGUGACUCAAAGAGGAUGGGUUUGCGUGGCUGGUCAUGGCGUUACAACGGCACUGAGCUGCUAAGGGACGAGAAGAUGGAGAUCAUUGACCGACCCUCGGAUGAUGAGACGGCCAUUACGGAUCUCGAUGUGCACCCGGUUGAGUUUGCACACCAGAGCGACAUUGAACAACUUCAACGUCGCGGACAGAAGUUUUGGGAUCACAAAGCUCAGGUCCUCGUCAACUAUACGGGAUGGGAUAAAAACAGGGAGCACUAUUAUGUCGACAGUCGGUUCAUGGUCGAUAUACGGACCUACGAAAAGAUGCACUUCGACGCCAGCCACCACGAUUCUCGCCCAGAUAGGCCUUCCAAAUUUGAUCCCUGGCCCCUGAAUAAGACUCAACAUGACGACCUGUCAAAGGAAUUGAUGAUGCUCCUCCCGUCAACAACAUUCGGAUUUAAUAUGCGAGAAAAGAAGUGGGUUAGCCUCCACGUCAAGGACAUCCGCGCGAUAAAAUGGAACAAGAUGGCGUUCGAACGCCUGGUUCUUGAUGAGAACAAAAAGCAGCUGAUCCACGCACUUGUGGACGUACACACAUCAGUCAAGAAAAUGGACGACAUCAUUGCUGGAAAGGGAAACGGUCUGAUUAUUCUUCUACAUGGCAGCCCGGGAACAGGAAAGACCUUGACGGCAGAAAGUGUCGCGGAAAUUGCUGCGAAGCCACUAUAUCGGGUGACAUGUGGCGAUAUAGGUACAGAACCUUCUAGCGUCGAAAGGUACUUAGAGACAGUCAUGUAUUUGGGUAAAAUCUGGGAUUGUGUUCUCCUGUUAGAUGAAGCCGAUGUCUUUUUGGAAGAGAGAACAACGGCAGAUCUACAAAGGAAUAGUCUGGUCUCAAUCUUCCUCCGUGUGCUCGAAUACCACGACGGGAUCCUGAUUCUGACGUCCAACCGAGUUGGCACCUUCGACGAAGCCUUCAAGUCUCGCAUCCAGGUAGCAAUCCACUACAACAACCUGACAAAGCGCUCUCGCAAGCAGAUCUGGAGGAACUUCCUUGACAUGAUCGAGGAUGCGGGUGAAGAUGCCAACAUUCCCGAGUUCGAACGCCGAUUGGAUGAGCUGGCUGCCGAGGAGAUGAACGGCCGGCAAAUUCGGAACACCCUGCUAACCGCGCGGCAACUGGCCAAGCACCGCAAGGAGACGCUUGAUUGGGAGCAUUUGGAUCAAGCCAUGAAGACUAGUUCGGCUUUCAACAAGUAUCUAAGGACGUUGAGGGGGCACAGUGACGAACAGUGGGCAAAGGAGGAAGGGAUUCGAUUGUGAAAUAUGAUACUUCUUCGUUCUUUCAGAUUACACACUAUGCAUCACCACAAACCCACCGCAAUCAACCGCUAGUUUCAUUGUACAGAUACUUGUACUCGUGUUCACAUAAUUCGUAGCCACUCAUAUUAUG